Papilio machaon (common yellow swallowtail) is the source of this 1568-nucleotide messenger RNA. RefSeq names its product transmembrane protein 184C. The record is from RefSeq and is a predicted model, not a curated record. Lineage: Eukaryota; Metazoa; Arthropoda; Insecta; Lepidoptera; Papilionidae. Gene Ontology annotation, molecular function: transporter activity. The transcript is spliced from 6 exons. Gene Ontology annotation, biological process: transport. The coding region runs from base 242 to 1564 and encodes 440 amino acids.
UGGAAUAUUGACGAAUAUUCAGAUAGAUUUGGUUUUAGUGAUUUUCGUUAGCGUAAUAUUUUGAUGAUAAAAUAAUAUAGAAAUCAAAAACUACGAAGAUUUUCGCGAUACAAACCCAAGAAAAUUACAAAUAUUUCAGGAAUGUAGUAAAUUUUUCCUAUAUUUUACUACGUCUGUUAUGACAAAUUACAAAACGGAAGCCUUCUUUAAAAAACUUACAACUUUUGUUUAAACAUCUAAAAUGUGUUCUCCUUCAAUCUUAUCAUUUUUUAGUCAGUGGAGGCUAUGGAUUCGGCCUUUCUUUAUUGCUUUAUAUUUUAUAUUAGUUAUAAUUUUAGUACCGUUAUUGGUAAUUCAUUCUAUUAACAAUGGGUUUACGAAAUCUGACCAAGGUUCUUUAGUUGCUGGUGGAUUUGUUUUGAUGGCUUUACCGAUAUCGAUAUGGCAAAUAACGCAACAUAUUGUUCAUUAUACGAAACCGUCGCUACAAAAGCAUAUAAUCAGAAUACUAUGGAUGGUUCCAAUAUAUGCAUUGAAUGCAUGGAUAGGUUUGGAAUUUCCUGAGCAAUCAAUCUACAUGGACUCCUUGAGGGAGUGCUAUGAAGCUUAUGUGAUAUAUAACUUUAUGAUAUAUUUAUUAAAUUAUCUAAACGAUGGUCAAGAAUUGGAAGCAGUGCUUGAAACAAAACCUCAAGUCUAUCAUAUAUUUCCUUUAUGCUGCUUAACACCAUGGGAAAUGGGGAGUGAAUUUGUGCAUAACUGUAAGCAUGGAAUACUGCAAUAUACAUUGGUGAGACCUCUGACUACUGUAAUAUCAAUGAUAUGUGAACUAUGUGGUGUGUAUGGAGAAAGUGACUUCAGCUCCAAUGUGGCCUUCCCUUAUAUAAUAGCCAUUAACAAUCUGUCACAGUUUGUGGCCAUGUAUUGCUUGGUGUUAUUCUACAGAGCAAACCGUGAAGAACUUAAACCAAUGAAACCUAUUGGGAAAUUUCUUUGUAUCAAAGCCGUUGUUUUCUUCUCUUUCUUCCAAGGUGUUAUUAUCAAUAUUUUGGUAUACUGUGGAGUGAUAUCAACAAUAUUUGAUAUAUCUGACAAAGAUAAGAUAAAAGUCAUAUCUUCAAAAUUACAGGAUUUCCUCAUUUGCAUUGAAAUGUUCCUGGCAGCAAUUGCCCAUCACUACAGUUUCUCAUACAAACCAUUUGUGUCUCCGUUUGACCCUGAUCGCUCCUGUCUUGGCUCAUUCUUGGCAAUGUGGGAUGUUUCCGAUGUGAAAAGAGAUAUAACUGAACAUCUUGGUGUAGUUGGAAGUACAUUCAGUAGGCGUCUGAGAGGCAAAUCUAUGUAUCAUAUGGCACGAGGUUAUGAUGAAAGUUCUAGAUUAGUGACUGAACCGGUACCGUCCAGUUCAGCGCCGAAUUUGACAAUGGAUACGGAACCACCAAAUGUUGAUAUACGUUCAACGACAUAUGGUUCAAUAGAGAACACAGUAACAACAGGUUCAUUGAACUCUGAAACUGAACCACUGCUCACUGAUGUUACUAACGGAAUAGAUCCGAAGGUCUAAUAAU